This is a messenger RNA of Mycena indigotica, 873 nucleotides long. RefSeq lists its product as uncharacterized. The coding region runs from base 1 to 873 and encodes 290 amino acids. Lineage: Eukaryota; Fungi; Basidiomycota; Agaricomycetes; Agaricales; Mycenaceae. The record is from RefSeq and is a predicted model, not a curated record. The transcript has 3 exons.
AUGUCGUCUGUUGACAUUCUUAUUCUCGGAGCGGGAUGGACAUCGACGUUCCUUGUGCCUCUCUGCAAGAAAUCAGACAUCACUUUCGCGUCCACGACGCGCAGCGGGGCCUCUUCGACGAUAAAAUUCGAAUUUCAGCCUGACUCGGAAGACGAAGAACCCUACCGACUCCUGCCGGACGCAACGACUGUCUUGAUUACGUUUCCUAUAACGCUUCGCGGCGCGUCGGAACGACUUGUGAAGCUCUACCUCGCCACAAGGCACACAUUGACACCAGCGACGGGGUUCAUCCAACUCGGCGCGACCACACGUAUUUCAUUGAUUGUACCCGCCCAGAAUUCUGUCGCCUCCGCUGUAACCACUAACAUUCUGGACCGACACUCACCAAUUUCGCUCACGGGCCGCGCCAACGCAGAGGAGGAGCUUCUUGGCCUGCAUUCGAGGGGUGUUGCAUCCACGACUGUGCUCAAUCUUGCUGGUCUCUGGGGCGGCCAACGCAUACCACGGAACUGGCUCGGGCGUGUUGCAUCUACCAAAGAGGCUUUGGCAGCCAAGGGAAGUCUACAUCUGAUACACGGGGAAGACGUUGCGCGUGCCAUUCUGGCCAUCCAUAACGAUUUUGCAACGGCCGCCGGAGAACGGUGGCUUCUCACUGACGGGCGUGUCUAUGAUUGGUGGGACCUGGCAAGUGCGUGGAGGGCGGGCUCGGCGCCACCGGAAGAUGCGCCAGCAAUAUGGGUCCGCGAGCUGAUGAAGGAGGCAGGAGUGAAAGUUUUACCCCGAGACAAAGCGGAUCUUGGACGGGUGCUCGAUUCCAGCGAGUUUUGGGACACGUUUGGGCUAUCGCCAGUCCACGCGCGAGUUUCGAGUUAG